This is a messenger RNA of Delphinapterus leucas (beluga whale), 2741 nucleotides long. The record is from RefSeq and is a predicted model, not a curated record. NCBI's taxonomy places the organism in Eukaryota, Metazoa, Chordata, Mammalia, Artiodactyla, Monodontidae.
AUGGAAUCCACCCGUAACUGUGCACGUCGCAUUUUCUGGCCCCUGGAAGGGGCUGAUUCACCCCCAGCUCCCUCUGCCAGAGCCGGCGCGUCCAAGCCGCCGGGUCAGGGCCGGCGCGCCGCAGAGGCCGGGGCGCCGGGGCCGCCGGCGCGCCCACCCCGAAGCCUUCGUGCAGACGCGCCUCGCCGCUCCUUGGAGACCCAGACUGCCUGUCACCAUGCCGCCGUUCUCAGGCUGCAGAAAGACGGCCUCCGGACGUCAACAAAUAACCUGACCUCCCAGGCGGUGGCCUUCGUUCUUUUCAGCCUCGACCCUGUCCCUCACCGCCCCCUGACGCACAGCUGCCAACCCCCUCGGCGUGGGAAAGUACCGGGUCAACGUGGUCAGUCGCCCGGCAACGCCACUCGCCUCACGUGCGCCCCGGGUUCCCGGCAGGCAGGGCUGCGGUGGGGCGCUGGGGGGGAGGGCGCGCGACCCCGUUCCCGGGCGUCCCUGUCCCGGGGCGCAACAUCGGUGGGGCGCGAAGCUGCUGUGGCUCGCGACCGAGCUCCCGGGCAAGGCAGGCAGCAAACAAGCGCCGGGGCAGCUCAGGAAGCCGACAGGUGUCCGCGGGGCGAGACCGAUUCCUCGCCUGCGUUCCCCUUCGCCCUCGUCCCGCCGCCCGUGCUGUUUGCUUUACAGCAGCGGAGUUGGGCACUUUUCGGCCUUAAAAUGAGCGUAUCAGCCGGUUGGGCUCAAGUCGGCGGCGGGGGCCGGGCGGAACCGGAUUCUUCGCGGGCUUAGGCGGGCCGGGUCGGCACGCGAGGCGGGCACUUAGCUGGCCAGGAAGCCCGGGUGCGCGCGGAAGCGGCGAGCGCAAACCGCCGGGGGCGGGGCCGCGGGGUUGCGUGACCCUCCGCCCGGCAGCUGCACGCACUUCGUGCCCCGGUCCGCCCUCCUAGCCUCGCCGGCAGCCUCGCCAUCGCGAGGCAGUAGCACAGGUGCAGGAGGGCGGCGCCCAGUUUCCAUUUUUAUAACCGCAGCCGGGAGAGGAGUCACGCUAUACUUCUGGGACGGGGAGUGAGUUCACCGGAGAGGACACGGCGUCUCCUUGUUAUCGGAACCUGGGUAACAUUUGGUAAUAAAACCCGCUCAGACAGGAUGUAUUAAACGAACUGGGAACCAGAGCUGCUCUAUCAAUAAGCAGUCGUUCCGGGGAAACUUUCCAACGAAAGCUUUACAUUAAGAGUCAGGGCACACAGGUGCGGUUCGUGUGACAUGCUAUCACAGGAAGGAAUCAGAGCAAGGACGGUGGCUUUGGGACGCAAAUUUUGUGCACUCUGCGCAAGAAUUAGUAACAGAGUUGUGAUGCUGUGCAAACUGUCAUUCCUCCUAGAAGCGUUCUUGCCAGUGUUUUAUUUUAAAAGAAGAGGAGCCUGAUUUUAAUGACGUAGUAACUGGAGAGCCCUCUAUUACAUGUUGACUCGAGAGUCCCAAGGACAUUUAAAAGGAAAAAAAGUGACUUCACAGGACGCCAUAAUCCAAGUUCCUUCUCAAGAUCAUGUGCGGGAAAAAUGUUUUUUUCACUCAGAUAUCUGUUUAUAUAAUUCAAAUAUUUGUUGAUUUGUAGAUAAAUCAAGUUUGGAGAGAAAAACAAAAAUAUUAACACCAAGACAGUUUAACACACAAGACCACUCCAGUCGUCUAAGCUCUCAAAAUUCCACAUUAACUGAUUUAUUUAAAGUUUGAUUUGGUGGAUCUAUGCAUUUAUUUAUUUCCCUAUUAUUACCCUUGGGCCUGUGGUGCCUAGUUACACACACACUUGUUACACAAGUAACACACCAUUAUAUAAGAGGGGUUUCUCCGGGGUUAGGAUACCUAUCAUAAACUCCCAGAAAGCUCUUUCAGAAGACACAUGUUCACCUCUCAAUUUACCACAUGUGGAAAGAUAGCAAGAUUCGCUGUUUAAUUUUAAAAUGUUCUCCCAGCUAACUCAGAUUCUCACUUGUGUAUGUAGGAACGUUUAUUUUAUCUGCCUAGCACUCUUCCUGUCUUCUGGGACAGAACUGCCCCUUCUCGGAUUCUGCUUCUGCCUUACUCUUCUAGACAUGUAAUUAGAAAGGGAGGUGUCAUCAUGUGUGGCCUUGCCUCCCUGGUCACCACAAUUGGUCAGGAGGCAGGUACAUGUCUCCUCCUGGCUUCAGUGAUUUGGUCAAGGAAUCGGUGCGUAACUCAAGGUGUGCUAAACAGUCAUUUCCUGGCAUUUUUCUAACUGGAGGUUGGGAAUAGAAGCCCCUUUUCCUCUUGGUGUCAAAACUGGACUGUCAGCCACCACUGCCCUGCCACAUGCAGACACUGUAAAAGAGAAAGGAACCAACUUUCAGUAAGUGGUAGAUUCAAAGGGCUGAGACUUUCCAUGACUUCUUAGAGUUCCAGAGUUCUCAAAGCAGUCCUGUUUCCUGCUUUCUUGAAGCUUGGUUAUUUAGCUCUUCUGUUGAUUCUGUGAGGUACCUUGACAUUCUAACAGAAUAUACAUUGAUAGUAAUAAUUAACAAAAUGUAUAUUUAGAAUGCUGUGUGGAAUACGUUUUAAAAAUUUAUAACACUAUUUGUAACUUGCUUUUUUUUCAUAGAAAAGAAGAAUAGAAUUCACUGGGACAUUCAUCACCAAUAAACUACAUCAUCAUUUUAAACAGCUUCACAAUCUUCUUGUUUGAUAAGUCAAUUUAUUUCAUUUUGGCAAGGCUUUGCGGGGAAUCCUGC